This is a messenger RNA of Gallus gallus (chicken), 2275 nucleotides long. Its product is annotated as SUN domain-containing protein 3-like. The record is from RefSeq and is a predicted model, not a curated record. NCBI's taxonomy places the organism in Eukaryota, Metazoa, Chordata, Aves, Galliformes, Phasianidae. Gene Ontology annotation, molecular function: protein-membrane adaptor activity. Gene Ontology annotation, cellular component: nuclear envelope; meiotic nuclear membrane microtubule tethering complex. The transcript is spliced from 10 exons. The coding region runs from base 679 to 1743 and encodes 354 amino acids. Gene Ontology annotation, biological process: nuclear envelope organization.
ACUGUUGGCCUUGGCUGCCAACGCGUGUGGAAGGAGCUCGCGGUGGUGUCCUGGUGGCUGUGUGCUCGGGACAGGCGCGCUUCUCCUGCGGAUUGGGUUUGGGCUUGUUGCUCAGUGGCCUUCCUCCGCGCAGACAUUCCUGCUGCGGAAGGAGACACUGACAAGGGGAAAGCUUGAUUCCUCCACAGCAUGAGGAGGAGAAAGUCUCCCCAGAGAUCAAAAGGGGCACAGAGGCCCCCUGGAAGGGUGAGGGUGAGAGGAGCUGGCAGGAACUUGGAGGAGGCAGAAAUGGAGAGCAGCCAGCUCCCAGGAAACAGGUAGGAGGGAGGUUUGUUCCUCCCAGGGACACAAGCUGUUGGGCAGCAGAGAUGGAGCAAAUGUGGGGCUGGGGACAACACAGAGGGACAUCCAUGACGGUCGUGGGUAAAGAGGCACCGAGCUCAGAAACACUCUGGAGGAGAGGCUAAGCUGAUAGCCCACUGGGCUGUAGCUGUAGCCAAGUCCGUAUCCCAUGGGAACACGGGGUGAAAAUGAAGCUGGCAUGCUGCUCAUAUCCUUUUCAUGCUGCUUGUAUCCUUUCCAUGCUGCCCAUUGUCGCCAUGCUAAGGCUGCUCCCUGGGAGGCUUCCCAAGAUGUCUGUUCUGGCUGGGGCCUCCAAGCUGGUCAGUCCUGCUGACCAUGGCUCCCGUGGUGUGGAGACGGUGCACAGCAGGGCUUUUCAUUUUCCUCCACAGCUGCACCUCCUCUCUGGUGGCCCAGGCAGGGCCAGCCAGCUGCACAUGCACUGCUGCGAAUGCGGAGGAGCCAAACAUCUUAAGUCUUCUGAGAGAGUCACUGGUUGUGGUUUCCCUCAAGAAACUCUAUGGCACAAACAUCACCUAUAUGAAAGAGACUACCGUAAAGAAGUCUGUGCUCUGCAUGCUCCUUUUUCUGAUCUUCCUAUCUGCUCUCAUUGGUGCCUACGGUGGAACCACAUUGGCAAGAGUACUGUGGACAGAGGAUCUCUUGCAGAUGCUGUCGCUGCAGACUGCUCCACGCCCGAUGAACUCCGGGAACUCGCUGACUGAAGAAACCCAGGGGAUUGAAAACCAGAGGAAUGGGGUGUCUUACCUGGCUGAAGAGCGUGGCAUUGCAAUGAAGGAUGCCCAGGACUUGAGAGAGGCAGUGUGUGUGAUACCUAAGGAAAAGUGCUUCACAAAGUAUGACCGGGCUCUGAAAAGUGCAGGUGUCUCCAUAGACCUGCAGAGAUCAUCCAGGUCUGCAUGGCACUGCAAGGUGGCUUGGUUCCUGUGCACUCAAAACGUGGUGGAGACCUUUGAGCAGCUGGACAUGUCUCCAGGCUACUGCUGGCGUUUGAAAGCAUCUCAGAGCCAGGUGGUCUUCAACUUGCCCACAAAAGUCCAGCCGACUGCAGUCACUGUGCAGCACUCAGUGGAAACAAACCUGUGGCACGUCAGCAGCGCUCCCCGUGAUUUUGCUGUCUUUGGCCUGGAUGAGGAAGGAGAGAAGGAAGCUUUGCUUGGGAAAUUCACCUAUGAUGUCAGGAAAGAGGUGACCCAGACCUUCCAACUGCAGGUACAGUCAUUGCGUAUGGGCAGGAGACCAUUCCAGAAACACUGCUUUGGCAGCAAGUCAGUGGCAGGAGGAGUGUUGGGGAGUCCCUGCCAGGGCAGGGGUCCAGCGCGGGCUCAGAGAGACACGCUGAGGUUCAGAGGGCCGAGAGCACGCGACAUGGCAGGGUAGCUGGGAGGAUGAAGCAGGGAGAGCGCCACGUUGGACCAAGCACUGUGCACAGAGUUCCCAGCAAUGCCCACCUCUUUUGGCAGAGCCUUGCAGUCCCACGUGUGUUGGGAGAAGGCCUGAAAUGCAAGUGUCAGGUGGUAAGAGCCAAGAGACAGUGCCACGGGCACGCCCUGUUCCCAGUGGCUGGUCGGUUGGCAUCUGUGGGCCUGGGCAGACGGAGGAGCUGCUGUCGGUGCGGGCACUCCUAGACAGCCCCCAUGCAGGUGUGCUCCCCAGCCAUAUGGCUGUCCCCUGGGACCACAUGGCAUCAGGCUUCCACCGCUGCUCCUCCUGCUCCCACAGGCCAGACGUUGGCUCUGCUGGGGCACAGGGGGCCUUAGUGGGGCCGCCUGGGAGAAGGGAAGCAGAGAAAAGCCUCCUCCUCGGCCAAGGAGGGAGCUGGCCCCGCAACAGGCAGCGUGCUGACGAGGAGAUGCAUGGAGGCAGCUGCGGUUGCUUCCAGGCCAGGAGUUAAGUCUCUUGUUGUCCUCUU